UCAACUUGUGUGACACGACUUGAGAGAAGAAAACUGGACACUUGGAUGGUCAAGAUGACUUUGAAGCUGGAUGAGAGCGGCGGAUUGUUUCUGAUGAGCCUGUUAGUGACUUGUGUCACCUACUUGCUGUCCCUCCAAGCGUGUCGCUGGUUCCAGCAGCGCCUGCCGGGUCCGUUCCCUUGGCCCAUCAUCGGCAACGCGGCGCAAAUCGGCAAAGCGCCGCACCUGUAUUUCGCGCGCUUGGUCGAGAAAUACGGCAACGUCUACCAGAUUCAACUGGGCUCCCGGAGCGUGGUGGUGCUGAACGGGGAAUCCAUCAAACAGGCGUUGAUCAAACAGGGCUCGGAGUUUGCCGGCAGACCGGAUUUCACCUCGUUCCAGUACGUGUCCAACGGGGACGGGCUCGCCUUCGCCACCACAUCGGACUGGUGGAAGGUGCACCGCAGGGUGGCCCAUUCGACCGUGAGGAUGUUCUCCACGGGGAACCAGCAGACCAAGAACACAUUUGAGCGACACGUUAUCUGCGAAUUGAAAGAGCUUCUGGAGCUCUUCGUGCGCAAGACCGAGCAGCACGCGUUCUUCGUGCCCCUGGCGGACCUGGUGGUGUCCACGGCCAACUUCAUGAGUGCGGUGUGCUUCGGCAAGAGGUACUCGUACGACGACGCGGAGUUCCGUCAGGUGGUGGGUAGGAACAGCCAGUUCACCAAGACUGUCGGCGCAGGGAGCAUCGUGGACGUGAUGCCCUGGCUCCAGUACUUCCCCAACCCCAUCAAAACGUUGUUUGACAGCUUCAAGAUGCUCAACCGGGAGUUCAGCGUCUUCAUUCGCGAAAAAGUGAGGGCGCACAGGAAAUCCUUUGACUCGAGCAUCGUUAGGGACAUGACGGACGCUUUGAUUGUAGCUUUGGACAAAGUCGGCGAGAAAAACGGCCGCCGAUCGGACAAGGACUAUGUGUCGCCCACUGUUGCAGAUAUAUUUGGAGCAAGUCAAGACACGUUGUCAACAAUGCUGCAGUGGAUCAUUCUCAUCCUUGUCAAGUACCCGGAGAUGCAGGCGCGUCUUCGGAAAGAAGUGGACAUGGUGGUGGACCGCAGUCGCCUCCCCUCCAUCGAGGACCAGCAAGCGCUGCCUUAUGUCAUGGCCUUCAUCUACGAGGUGAUGCGCUUCACCAGCUUCGUGCCGCUCACGAUCCCUCACUCCACUACCACAGACACCUCGAUCAGUGGUUACGCCGUACCAAAGAACACAGUGGUUUUUGUCAACCAGUGGUCGUCCAAUCACAACGCCGCUGUCUGGUCACAGCCGGAGAAAUUUGAUCCCCAGCGUUUCCUGCAACCCAGUGGUGAUCUGAACAAGGACCUGUGCAACUCUGUACUCAUCUUCUCUGUGGGGAAGCGGCGCUGCAUUGGAGAGGAGCUGUCCAAGCUUCAGAUCUUUCUCUUCACGGCUCUUCUGGUUCACCAGUGCCACAUUAGCACAGACCCGGACAGGGCGCCCGGCCUCGGCUACAGCUACGGUCUGACUCUCAAACCAAACCCUUACUUAAUCGCCGUGUCACUGCGGGAUGACAUGAGGCUGCUCAAAGAGGUGACCAGCCAGGUUUUAGACGGAGAAAUCAAGAUAACUCCCCCGGACUCUUAAAAAAGGAUGAAAAUAAAUCAAGCUCGAAAUACAAGGAGGCAAAAGAAGUGAACAUAUUUCUGCGAUGAAAUGGCAAGCUCAGCAAAACAUGGCGGUCAAGUUGUGUCAGACGUGAUCACGAACAGUAGAGGCUGGAGUACUAAUGCGAGAACAUCAUGGUGGGAUUCAAACACUGCACUGGAAGUCUUCAUUUAAUGCAGCAUUUCUGUUCAAGAGUGACUCCAUGCCCAACACGCCAAAACAAACUCACAGACCGCUCUGCUCGGCUUAACCUGCAAGAUAGUUAUUUACGAAUAAGGCUGAUGUAAUACCAUCCAUCCAUUAUCUGAACCUCUUAAUCCUCACAAGGGUCGUGGGCUUGGUGGAGCCUAUCCCAGCUGACUUUGGGCAGUUGGCGGCGUAUACCCUGAACUGGUUGCCAGCCAAGCACAACAACCACUCACAGUCACACAUACGGACAAUUUAGAGCGGUCCAUUAACCUACCGUGCAUGUUUUUCGGAAUGCGGUAGGAAACUGUACCUGAAGAAAACCCACCGUAGACGCGGCUUGACGAGAUGAAAACAGGACAGCUGCAUUACCAGCGCUGCCUGAAAGGGAAAGGGGUGUCGGCUCCACCAGGCACAUGGUGGAAUAGGGACCAGUCCUUAAUACCUGUGGGGUCCAUUUGGUCGGGUCAUUCUGCCACGUUUGCGAGGUGGUGGUGGACCCCAAAAAGCAGGCAGGAGAGAGGAGCAGGGUGUAUUUGAAGAAGUGUAUUGAUAAGACACAGAAAACUAAAUCCUACGCAAACAAAGUCCAAAGUAGCAAACAAAAAUCAUGACUGAAGAUAAAACAUAACAGCAACCAAAACAUGACUGAAACAAACCUGAUUGCAGCAAACAAACAUGACAGCAGCCAAGAGCAAACAAUGACCCGAACUGAGUGUUUGGGCUGGGAGUCCUAUUAAAGCCCUAAUUACCUAUGACCAACAGGUGUGCAGCUACCGGGGGAGCCCUACAGUGCCACCUGUUGGUCCCUAAACCGAAUCAUGACAGUCCGCGUCUACGUUGAGCUGAGGCUCGUCACGUGUCUGUUGGAGUUGAGUCCCAUUCACGUCGACGACGAGCCGUGCCACGUCCACGCCCACGUCAGGCCGAGCCCCUGUUCACGUCCGGCUGUUCCUUGUCCCCAGUUACGUCGAGCUCCGUCCACGUCAGGCCACGCCCAGCCAAAAGGAUUGCCGUCCCUUUUGUUCCUGUUCCCUGGCGAGGUGAAGGUCACCUCGCUUAUCGUUCCUGCAUUUCGGCGAGGCGAAGGUCGCCGUCGCUUUUAGUUUCUGUUCCCUGGCGAGGCAAGCUUUUGGACAACUUUGGGACGUCUGGGAUCCGUCCCUUGAGGGAGGGGUACUGUCAUGAUUUGGUUUAGGAACCAACAGGUGCCCCCCCCCCCCCCCCCCCCCCUGGCAGCUGGACUCCUGCCCGAACACUCAGUGUCGGGUCAUUGUUUGCUUUUUGCUACUGUCAUGUGUGUUGCUGUUUGCUCUUGGCUUCUGUUAUGUUUAGUUCAUUGUUAUGUUUUAGCUUUAGUCAUGGGUUUUGUGUGAUACUUUGGACUUUGUUUGUUUUGGAUUUAGUAUUCUUUGUUUUAAAUACAAUUCUUCAAAUACACCCUGCUCCUGCCUCCUGCCUGCUUUUUGGGGUCCUCCACCACCACCUCGCAACGUGACAAUAUUAGGUCAUGGCAGCAUCUGUUUAAAUUGUUCACUACAAGAACAAUAAGGAACAACUGUUUGUUUGUUUUUGUUUUUUUUUCUUGCUCCAGUGCUCCAAUUACAGUUAUAAUGUGUAAUUUCUCUCACACACGUACACACACACAUACCUGGGUGUUGAACUGUACUUAAUCGGUAGCACUUUAAACGGUAGCCGACUCGCAUUUAACAUGAAUUUGAAUGUGAUUGUUUCGUUGCGAACAUAACCACAUCCUCAGGGUGUACACAAAUGUGCAACCACAUAAUCUCAGGUCUUUAUUUUAACUCCCCUCUCAAAAAUUAUUUUUUAUUUUUUCAAUUGAGUUGUACAAUCAGAGUAAUGAUGGAAGAAGUUCAGAAAUGAUUUGUCAGUCUCAUGCAUUGAAUGACACGUGGCAUUUUAACAGCUGUGUAUAUAUGUUUUUAAUCUUAAUUAUUUUGACAUGAAAAAAAAUUUGGAUGCUUCAUGAUGUUCAUGACUGGUAUAUCUUAUUGAUUAAACUAUAUCCAAAAAAUUCA
This is a messenger RNA of Hippocampus zosterae (dwarf seahorse), 3887 nucleotides long. RefSeq names its product cytochrome P450 1B1 (gene cyp1b1). The transcript is spliced from 3 exons. The record is from RefSeq and is a predicted model, not a curated record. Gene Ontology annotation, biological process: hormone biosynthetic process; progesterone metabolic process. Gene Ontology annotation, molecular function: heme binding; steroid 17-alpha-monooxygenase activity; oxidoreductase activity, acting on paired donors, with incorporation or reduction of molecular oxygen, reduced flavin or flavoprotein as one donor, and incorporation of one atom of oxygen. NCBI's taxonomy places the organism in Eukaryota, Metazoa, Chordata, Actinopteri, Syngnathiformes, Syngnathidae. Bases 46 to 1641 code for a protein of 531 amino acids.